AUGGAACAAAAAAGAAAAAAAAUAUCUGGAAGUCAAUACAAAAAGAAACGCCUAAAGAAUGAGGAACAAGAAAGAAAGCUCAGCAAUGUUAUGAAGAAAUUCUUAGUACAAAAGUGCGGUUUAGAUGAGCCAUCCACAUCAGCAGCAACUGAUUUGCCGAACAGCACAUCCACGUCAAUUGCGACUGCCUUGGAUUUGGCAAAUAAAAACACAGUGCCGCCCCAAUCAAUUCCAGAAAAAAUUGUUGAAGAGAUCCAAAAAAUAACAUCAUCAGAAGUUCAUCAAGAACCGGGCCGCAUUAGCAGUGGCAGUCAGCAGGUAUUAAAAGAAAUUCCUUCAGAUCCUGCAUUAUGGCUUACUUUCUGCAUGUCAUCUCAAACUCGUCAACUACUGGUUGAGAGGGGUCCCCAUCAAAUUAAAGAAUUCGAGUUUCCUAUUAAUAAAGGAAAGCGUAGAUUUUUGCCCUCGUAUUAUUCGAAAGUGUUGAGCAAUGGUGAAGUCGUUGAGAGAAGUUGGCUUAUUUACUCUAUUGCUAGUGAUGCCGUUUUUUGCUUUUGUUGUAUAUUAUUUGAUAAUUCGUCUGAUAUUAGUGACUGGCCCAAAAAAGGCUAUUCUGACUGGAAAAAUCUUAUAAGAGCCCUCACAAUGCACGAAAAGUCUGUAAAUCACAGAAAUGCUUUUAGAGCAUGGAAAGAAUUGGACAUUCGAUUGAAGCAGAAAAAAACUGCUGAAUAUCAACGAAUUAUGGAUAUGGAACUUCAGCAUUGGAGAGGAGUUAUAAAAAGAAUUAUGUCAAUAAUUAAACUAUUGGCCUCACAAUGUUUAGCUUUUCGUGGAUCAACUGAACAUUUGUUUCAACCUAAUAACGGGAACUUCCUAAAGUUGGUAGAAUUACUUUCUGAGUUUGAUCCAGUUAUGGAAGAAUAUAUCAGAAGAGUUCAACGAGAGUCUGAUAAAUGUGAUUCAACCGGAGAAGGUUUGGCAAAACUUAUUCUGACACAUUUGGAAAAAUUAGGUUUUGAGUUAAAGUGGCUUAGGGGACAAGGCUAUGACAACGGAGCCAAUAUGAAAGGACGUUGGGAAGUGCUAAAAAAAUAUGUUUCUCAAUUAACUCUGAAACCAUUAAGUGGCACUAGGUGGGCAAGCAGAAUAGAUGCUUUAAAACCUUUACGAUUUCAACUUUGCGAAAUCUAUGAUGCAUUGAUUCUGAUUAUAGAAGACGUCAAUAGAGAUGCAGAAACUGAAGUUAAAGCGAGAGGGUUAGCAAAAAAUAUUAAAAGUUACAAGUUUAUAUGUGGAGUAAUUCUUUGGCAUGAUAUUUUGUUUGAAAUUAAUUCAGUUUCGAAGCUUUUGCAAUCUGUUACUAUAAAUAUAUCAGAUUGUGUAAGGAUGCUAUCAGAAACCAUAAAAAAAGUGAAAAGUUAUAGACAAUCUGGAUAUAUUCAGAUGAAAAUUGCUGCAAAGGAGAUAGCAGAGAAUCUCGAAUGCAGUACAGAAUUUCCUGAUGACACUGAAGAUAUAGAUGACAAAACGCUAGAAAAUUAUUGUUCCAGUCUUGAGUUUAUACUUUCGGUUGAAAAUGAAACAGAUAUAAAUGCAAAUGACCUUAGAGAAGAAUUGCGUGAUGUAUCCAGAAUGCUACCAUAUUCUACGAAACCUUUGGAUGUUUUAAAUUAUUUAUGCCAAAAUAGCUUAAUUAGUUUGUAUCCAAAUACUGUUGUAGCUCUGAGAAUUUUAUUAACUCUCCCUGUAUCUGUAGCUAGUGGGGAAAGAAGUUUUUCCAAAUUAAAAUUAAUAAAAAACUACUUAAGAAGUUCAAUAGGGCAAACAAAACUUAAAAAUCUGGCAUUAAUUUCUAUUGAAUCUGCAAUGGCUAGCACUCUAGACUACACAUCAAUAAUUAACGAAUUUGCUAAAGUUAAAGUUAGAAGAGUAAAGCUGUAA
Messenger RNA from Hydra vulgaris (swiftwater hydra), 1944 nucleotides. The record is from RefSeq and is a predicted model, not a curated record. Lineage: Eukaryota; Metazoa; Cnidaria; Hydrozoa; Anthoathecata; Hydridae.